AUGGACCACGGAUGCCAAUGUGGUAAUAGCUGCCAAUGUGAGGAUAACUGUCAAUGCGCAAAAACCACUACCACUGUGAAAGAAACAACAGCUCAGCAGCAUGUUUGCAAAUGUGACGGCAAAUGUGGCGACAAAUGUGAUUGUGGUAAUAAAUGUAGUUGCACUGCUAGUGGAAACUGUCAAUGCGGGUCACAUUAA
Messenger RNA from Ambispora gerdemannii, 198 nucleotides. The record is from the annotation of a GenBank genome assembly. Lineage: Eukaryota; Fungi; Glomeromycota; Glomeromycetes; Archaeosporales; Ambisporaceae.